AACCCCUUAAAAUGUGCACUCCACUGACCACUCUCUCUCUAACACAGCUCAAUACCCUUCUCUUUAGAUCCUAAUCUUCGAACAACAGUUUCUUUCUGAGAAUCCAUCAUAGAUUGUUCAAGCAAUAUCAGAUUUUGAGGAAUUAAUGGCGAAAAAAGUUAAGAAGAAAGCCCGAAGUGGUCAAACAGAGAAGCGAGUUUCUACCCUUUCUCAGAAAACUGAAACUGUCACCCAGCAUAGCAUUCCAAGCACUGAUAAUGGACUUUCAGUCAUAAAAGAGAGGAAAGUGUGUUCCCAUCUUGAUAAGGAUAUUGAUUUAGCUAAAUUUUCUUCAAGAAUAAGGUCUAUAGGACAUAUUAGGUGUGAAGAUUGCAGAGGUGUGGUUGAUAGGUGGGCAAGUAAGGGAAGGGGCAAGCAGGUGAAGAAGAAAGUGGGAGGUUCUGUGGACAAGAAACCUGAGUCUAAAGCAAUUUGGGUUUGUUUCGAAUGCGGUCAUCUUUCAUGUGGGGGGAUUGGAUUCCCAACAACCCCUCAAACCCAUGCAGUUCCGCAUGCCAGGCAAACUCGUCAUCCAUUGGCUAUCCAAUUUGAAAACCUUCAACUAUGCUGGUGCUUCCCUUGUGAUACACUUAUUCCAGUUGAAAAAUUGGAGGAAAGUGGUGAAGAGAAAGAUCCGCUGUCAGAUAUUGUGAAAUUGAUAAAGGGGCAAUCAUUUCAAGGGGCCUCAGUGGAUGUUGAGGAUGUUUAUUUUGGGAGUGGCAGUGUUAUAAGUGAGAUAAAAUCAGAAAACAUCAUUGUAAGUAGUUUGGAUGGAAAAAGUGGUUAUGUGAUCAAAGGCUUGGUUAAUCUUGGUCAUACUUGCUUCUUUAAUUCAAUCAUGUAGAAUCUCUUAGCAAUGGAGAGAUUACGGAAUCACUUCUUGGAAUUGGAUGAGUCUGUAGGUCCUCUUACCAUUUCUUGAAAGAAGCUCUUUAUUGAAACUAGUCCAAAGGCUGGCUUGGGAAAUGUGAUAAAUCCAAAAUUCUUUUUCGGGUGUGUUUGUGCCAAGGCUUCCCAAUUUAGGGGGCAUCAACAGCAUGACAGUCAUGAGUUGCUUCAUUGUUUACUCGAUGGGUUGUGUACUGAAGAGUUGAGUGCAAGAAAACAGACUAAUUCUCUGGAAAAUGGGAUUCCCUCAAAUCUGGGUCCUACUUUUAUUGAUAGCAUCUUUGGGGGCCAACUAUCCAGUACUGUUUCUUGUUUGGAAUGUGGGCACUCCUCAACAGUGUUUGAGCCAUUUCUGGAUCUCUCACUUCCAGUUCCAACUAAGAAACCCCCAUGUAAAAGGGCCCAACCUAUUUCUCAAGCCAAGAAACCAAAGCUGCCUCCAAAACGAUGUGGAAGGAUUCGUCCAAAGCUUAAUAGGGAUGCAGAUUCUGUAGCAUCUGACAGUGUUUCAGUUCCGUCAGCUAGUGGUUCAUCUUCUUGCCUAGUAGAAUCUACUGUGCCUGUCAAAGAAAAAGUAGAGAUGCUUUGGUCGAUUCUACACUGUUUGAAUCUGUUGGCCCUGGUACAGUUGCAGAUGAAAAGAGUUCAGUUUCAUCAAAUCUCGACUGCUAAAGAGUUUGAAAAGAAUACAUUCCUCAAGAAUGUCAUGGAUAAAACAGAGGCUUCAGUUGACAAUUUAGCAUGGUUGGAUUACCUGGAACCAGAUCCUGUGUCAAAUGACGAUGAUACGGAUUUAAAACCUAAUGAUAUUGCAGUAAUUUAUGAUUCAGGAAAACAAUAUGGUGUUGAAAACGAUGCCUUGUUACAGGAUGGCAUAGAAUCUAGCAGGCAGAUCCAUUCUCUUUGUAUAGUAGAAAGAGCAGGUUCAUUGGACAAUUUGACAUGGUUGGAUUACCUUGAACCCGAUACAUUAUCAGAUGAUCAUGUUAUGGCUGCCAAAGUUAACGAUGGAUUAGUAGUCCAAGAUUCUGGAGGCAAAGAUGGUUUAGGGAAUUCUUUUGAAAAUGACCUUCCAUUACAGGUCCAAGAUUCUGAAGUUCUGUUGCUUCCUCAUAAAGAAGAAACUUCAACUAGUGGUGAGAUAUUGAGAGAAGGUGAGGUCUCAUCGUCAGCUGCUGGCUGUGAACCAGAUGCGUUGGACUUUGAUGGCUUUGGAGACUUAUUUAAUGAGCCAGAAAUUGAUGCAGGGCCCAAUGUAAAACCCUUGUCAGUGAGUAAUUUUCCGGCAAAUGAAAUUGCAGAAACUGGUUUCUUAGAUGGAAAUAGCAGUGAGUCUGAUCCAGAUGAAGUCGAUAAUAGUGAUUCUCCAAUGUCCGUAGAGUUCUGUUUGGUGUAUUUCACGAAGCCAGAGCUUCUCUCCAUUAAACAUGCUUGGCAUUGUGAAAACUGUUCAAAAGUUCUUUGUGAGCGAAGGAUGAAAUCAAGGAAAAAGCGGCAGAAAGCUACAUCCAAGAUUCAGGUAAGUGGGGUUGAGGAUAGUAUUCAAAGUGCUCCAUCAAGUGCAACAAA
Molecule: messenger RNA, 2496 nt
Organism: Camellia sinensis
Lineage: Eukaryota; Viridiplantae; Streptophyta; Magnoliopsida; Ericales; Theaceae
Source: RefSeq, a predicted model, not a curated record